Saccostrea cuccullata (small rock oyster) is the source of this 1049-nucleotide messenger RNA. RefSeq lists its product as uncharacterized. NCBI's taxonomy places the organism in Eukaryota, Metazoa, Mollusca, Bivalvia, Ostreida, Ostreidae. The record is from RefSeq and is a predicted model, not a curated record. Gene Ontology annotation, cellular component: extracellular region. Gene Ontology annotation, molecular function: cytokine activity. The coding region runs from base 267 to 881 and encodes 204 amino acids. The transcript is spliced from 2 exons.
UUAUUCAUAAAUAUUUCACAAAGUCAGAAAAAUUAAACCGUGUCAUCUAUUGCGUUUUUAAUGAAACAAACACAUUUUAUGCAGGGUCAAGAAUUUGGUUAUCAGGGUAAUAUCCGCUAUGUAUGGGAAAACCAAAGAUAUGUUACGCAAUAUGUAUUAUAUUUGUCUGGAGAGAGAAAAGUGUGCUCAUGGUCCCGAAGAAAGGAAAGAUUUCAAGCGAUUGAUUGCUGACCAAAUACUCCAGAUUGCAGCCUCCAAAUAGAAUAAUGCAGUACUUGAAGAUUCCACCGCUAUUAAUUCUCGGUACUGUGUUUGUGGAUCUUUCCAUGUCUCAAUGCUCCGACCCAAUCAGAGCAAAAGUUAAAGGAUAUCGAAGAAAGAUGACUAUUCUAGGAUCUUGUAAUGAAAAUCUGGACACGUCUUUCUACAUGAUACCCGGUAUAAACAUCCCUGACAACUGUAGCAAGUGUGAAAACUUAACGGAUACUAAAGUUCAUUAUCUCUAUGGCGAUAAGACCUGUUCUCUGACUCCUCCAAAUGACGGACGGAGCACGGAAAGUUGUCCCCAUCAUGUUCAGAUAAACUACGAUAAGUAUAGAAUACCUCGAUCCAUAGCUCAAGUCAAGUGUAACUGUGAUAAUUGUAUCACGAAACAUUACGAUAAUACGUUAAAAUUGCAUCCUGACGGAGUGUGUCAAGAAGUGAUGAUGUAUCGUCAGGUUCUUAGAGAGUGUAAACCUGAGAAACCCGAAAAAGACCGCAGAAGACGAGGGAAACGAAAACGAAGAGGAAGAAGAAGAAAUAAAGUGUAUACAGUAGUCUAUGAACAAUACCCGGUGGCCUGUACGUGUAGAUUGACACAUACUAAAGACUGGGGAUGAGCAGCUAAAUCAAAGCAUUAAUUAAGGAGUUUUGUCUCAAACAAAUACCUCAAGAUUUUAAACUUGUUGUUUUUGGAUUUUAUAUACAGUUUAUUCGUGUGUUGCCUGUUAAAGUUGUUUUUGAUAUAAAUAUAUAUAUUUUUACAUUUUCAGUAUUAUAAUGAGUAA